Molecule: messenger RNA, 4107 nt
Organism: Callorhinchus milii (elephant shark)
Lineage: Eukaryota; Metazoa; Chordata; Chondrichthyes; Chimaeriformes; Callorhinchidae
Product: aminopeptidase Ey
Exons: 20
Coding region: 49-2952 (967 amino acids)
Biological process (GO): proteolysis; peptide catabolic process
Cellular component (GO): cytoplasm
Molecular function (GO): zinc ion binding; peptide binding; metalloaminopeptidase activity
Source: RefSeq, a predicted model, not a curated record
GAGUGAGUGAGUGAGUGAGUGAGUGAGUGAGUUGAGCUCCAGACAGCAAUGGGGAAAGGGUUCUACAUCUCCCGGACUCUGGCCGUGGUGGGCAUCCUCUUGGCCGCCUCGGCCAUCGCUGUGAUCGUCGCGUUGGCUGUGGUCUACGCCCGAGAGAUGGACCGGAGCGGCGGAGAGCCACUGCCCUCGGAGGGAAGCUCCGCUGCGCCCACCGUCAACCACCACAGCACCGCAGCCCCGUCCAACCCCUGGAACAGGUACCGGUUACCGGACGCCCUGGUGCCCAGUCACUACGAGGUCUUCCUGUGGCCCCGUUUGGAGAGAGACAGCGAGAAAGACUACUUCUUCACCGGUAACUCCACCGCCUACUUCGACUGCGUCCGGAGCACCGACUUGAUCCUCAUCCACAGCCACGAGCUGAGCUACACCGCGUCCGGGGGCUUCCACGCCGAGUUGCGGGCGCUCGACUCCGCUUCUGCUCCGGGUAUCCGGAGGUCGUGGCUGGAGACCCAGACCCAGUUCCUGGUGAUCGAGUUGGACGACCUCCUGAAGGCGGAUCGCCGGUACUCUCUGCACACGGUUUUCGAAGGGAAAUUGGCCGAUGACCUGACGGGGUUUUACAGGAGCCAAUACAUCGAUGAAAACGGUAACGUCAGUAUUAUUGCAACGACUCAGAUGCAACCAACUGAUGCCAGGAAAGCGUUUCCUUGCUUUGAUGAGCCGGCCAUGAAAGCCAACUUCAGCAUAACACUAGUCCACAAACCAAAGCACAAAGCAUUGUCCAACAUGCCAGCAAUCAGAACAAAUAUUAUAACUCAGGAUGGCGUCGAUUGGAAUGUUACUGACUUUAAAACAACACCAAAAAUGUCCAGCUACCUAUUGGCGUUCAUUGUUUCUGACUUCAUUUCCAUUGACGAAGAACUAAAUGGAACUUCGUUCAGUAUUUGGGCACGUAGGCAAGCCAUUAAUGAAGGACAAGGAAAUUAUGCGUUGGAAGUGACUGGGAAAAUCCUGAAGUUUUUUGAAUCCUAUUACAACGUAGCCUACCCACUGCCAAAGUCAGAUCAGAUUGCUCUUCCCGACUUCAACGCUGGAGCGAUGGAAAACUGGGGCCUUGUUACCUACCGUGAGACUGCUCUUUUGUAUGAUCCGAAACUGUCAUCUAAUGGAAACAAGGAGAGAGUUGUGAAAGUGAUAGCUCAUGAACUGGCCCAUCAGUGGUUUGGAAACUUGGUGACUAUCAAAUGGUGGAAUGACCUAUGGCUGAAUGAAGGAUUUGCCUCUUACGUGGAAUACCUGGGCGCUGAUCACGCUGAGCAAACUUGGCACUUGAAAGAUUUAAUCGUGCUGUCGGAUGUGUACAAAGUGUUUGCGAUCGAUGCGUUAGCCUCAUCUCACCCUCUCUCGUCGAAGGAGAGCGAGAUUAAUUCGCCCUCAGAAAUCAACGAACUCUUUGACUCUAUCUCAUACAGCAAGGGCGCAUCUGUGCUGAGGAUGCUUUCCAGCUUUCUCUCAGAAGAAGUCUUCUUGAAAGGCCUCAAUAGCUACCUCACAGAGUUUUCGUUCAGCAACACUGUCUACAACGACCUCUUUCAGCACUUGCAGAAGGCUGUUGAAUCAUCGAGCGUCUCAUUACCUGCUUCGGUGACAGAUAUAAUGAGCAGGUGGACGUUACAGAUGGGAUUUCCAGUUGUAAAGAUAAACAGUCAGACUGGAGAAAUCAGUCAGAACCAUUUCCUUCUUGAUCCAAACUCGACUGUGACACGACCCUCAGAGUUUGGUUAUGUUUGGAUUGUGCCAAUUACAUAUAUGAAGCAAGGUGGCAGUGACGUGAAUGAGCUUUGGUUGAAUAAGAAAACAGAGACUUCCCAAGAAAUGAAAGUCACUGGGAAUCAAUGGAUCCUGGCUAACAUUAAUGUUACGGGAUACUACAGAGUGAACUAUGAUGAAAACAACUGGAAAAACCUUUUGUCUCAACUGGAAACAGAUCACAAAGUCAUUCCGAUAAUCAACCGAGCUCAGAUAAUUGCUGACUCCUUCAAUCUGGCCAGGGCAGAUUAUCGAAAAACAACAGAUGCGCUGAACACCACCAAAUACCUAACCGCUGAGAUUGAGUACAUACCCUGGCAGGCAGCGUUUGACAACCUGUAUUACAUCACGCUAAUGCUUGAUCGUUCUGAAGUCUAUGGAGAUAUGAAGAAUUACAUGAGGCAACAAACGACUCCAUUGUACAACCACUUUAAAGUCAAGACAGAAAACUGGACCGUUCCUUCAGAAGGUCACCAGGAGCAAUACAAUGAGGUGAAUGCUCUGAGCGCAGCAUGUACAUAUGGGCUCGAAGAGUGUCAGACAAUAGCCGUCAACUAUUACAAGCAAUGGAUGAACAACUCCAGCAACAACUCGAUUCCUCUGAACCUGAAGACAACAGUCUACUGCAAUGCCAUAGCCCUUGGGGGAGAGGAAGAGUGGGAAUUUGCGUGGAAAAUGUUUAAGUCGGCCACUAUUGCUACUGAAGAAGCCAAACUGCGUUCAGCCAUGGCAUGCAGUAAGGAACCGUGGAUACUCCAGCGGUAUCUUGACUAUACUUUGGACUCAGAAAAAAUUAGAAAACAAGAUGCCACCUCCACCAUUGGGUACAUUGCGAACAAUGUGGUAGGACAGCCUCUGGCCUGGAAUUUUGUUCGUGCGAAAUGGAAUUUUAUAUUUGAACAGUACGGUGGGGGCUCAUUCUCAUUCUCCUCGCUGAUAGACGGGGUGACGAAACGAUUUUCAUCGGAAUUUGAACUGCAGCAGCUGGAACAGUUUAAGAAAGACAAUGAGGAUAUUGGCUUUGGAUCAGGAACGCGUGCUCUCGAGCAGGCUCUGGAGAAAACGAAAGCCAACAUACAGUGGGUCUCCAAGAACAAGGAGCAAGUCCAUCAGUGGUUCAUAGAUGCGACUGUGAAACCAUAACACAUUACCGAAUCACCUGUAAAUAUAAAUAAACAAACUGGCUAUAAAUACGUUUCAGAAUGAACUGCACACCUCUAAAGCCAGGAAACUGCUUCAGAUUGGAGUUGUCAGGGCAUCUGCUUUUACAGACUCGAAUGCACUUCCCAUCUCUGCUUCAAACCCAUUCUUUAGGAACAUAGGAACAAGAGUAGGCCAUUCAGCCCCUCAAAUCUGUUGCAUUAUUCCAUUAGAUCAUGGCUGAUCUGUGCCUCAACUCCAAUUACCCGCCUUUGCCCCAUAUCCCUCGAUACCCUGACCAAAUAAAAUCUAUCCACCUCAGUCUUAAAAAUUUGAAUAGAUUCAGCAUCCACAGCCUUUUAGGUGAGAGAAUUGUAGAUUUUGGGACUUUCCCAUUCCAAUGGUUGUACAACCAAGUUUUAUGGACGGUUCCAAAAACUCAGGGAGGUCAUUUUAAAACUGUCUGUGCCACACCAUACUGUACCGUAACCAGCACACUGUGCUGAACCAGUCUGUGCCUUAUCACUGCAUCCUGUCCAGGAUCAUACUGUGCAAUAUCAUAACUGAUCGAUGUUGCACUGUUAGUGUGAUUCAGCACGGAAACUGCUUCUUAUUGACUGGAUGUAUAGUAGGUCAGCGAGAGGCACUGCUGGAGGACAGCAAGGCUCAAUUGCGGUGGCUAGUAGCUCACGCUUUACUUUGUUAUGAAAUUACUGUCUGUGAUCAAUCACUAAAUCAGCCUGUUGCCAAGAUCUGCACUAUCUUUCCCGCCCUGUAACUAUGAUGGUAUUGAAGCUCUCCAUGUCAUUAUGAAAGCCUUCGUCCAAUGUUGCACUCACUUUCUCAGUCCCCACGGCACUGUUUAAACAGGUUUUAUGAAACUCCCAGUCAUAUUGCUGUUGGCUUCUUGUCAGUUUCAUUCACUGAAUGUUGCAAUGUCGUAAAGUAUUUCUUACUGUUUGAAACCAUCUUACGAACAGAAAUCCUUGGAUCGAGCUGUUUCGGGAGAAUUAACACGGUUUGUCCCAUAACAGACUUUGUCACUGGUAGAUUCCAUCCGUUUCUUCACUGAGAAAGGAAAAGUGCCACAUUACAUGAUUCAAAUCCUGUAUAUUGCAAAACAACAAUGAUGGGUUCAUUAAACUUAGUUCAAAUAAA